Clonostachys rhizophaga is the source of this 1743-nucleotide messenger RNA. The record is from the annotation of a GenBank genome assembly. Lineage: Eukaryota; Fungi; Ascomycota; Sordariomycetes; Hypocreales; Bionectriaceae.
AUGCGUCUCUCCUUACUCGUCUUCUUGCCAGUCUGUGCGGCCUCAAUCACCUCAACAGGCUCAACUAUUGUCUUGAAUAAUGUUCCAUACUACAUAAGCCCUCACUCCGUAGGCAGUAUCGCCCUUGAGAUCCAUGCGCUUGACAGCAUCGACUGCGUCUUUGGUUUCGCUCCGGUCUCCGUUCUGCCUCCAGGAACACAGCCAGAUGACAUCUCCAGGGUCUUUACAUCCUGGAACGCUACCGAUGAUGUGUUUCAGCCAGGAUUUUCACAGCUGAUGCUCAACGAAACACAAAGCUUGAAUAACUCAACCACGCAAAAAGUGGAAGUCACUGGCCAAGGCACUUCGACAGUGGCCAGCUAUAUGGCAGAAUCCAGAGUGUCCGAGGGGCCGUACUUUUUAGAUAAGACAACCGGCAAUCUACACCAGGCCUACCGACUCUACGACGAUUUUGCCGGAGCCUUUACUGAGGCAUUGCUGGAUAACAAUGACGGCACUUUCCAAGUCUUGUCGGCCAAGGUUGCCGGCUCAGCCACAUCGUCCAUCGGUGUGCCCUCGCGAUUGUACUACAAGCCGUCAAAGGAGAAGCCACUUGCUGGCGUCCGCAUUGCCGUCAAAGACAUAUUCUCGCUUGCGGGCGUCAAACGGUCCAACGGCAACAGGGCAUGGCUCAUCGAGGCGGGGGCUGUCAUUGUGGGCACGCAGAAGCUGUCUCAGUUCGCGACAAGCGAGGUCGCUACGGUUGAUUGGGUCGAUUACCACUCACCCUUCAACCCCCGAGGCGACGGCUACCAGGAUCCGUCCGAGUCGAGCUCCGGCGCCGGUGCGUCUGUGGCAUCGUACGACUGGCUCGACGUCGCCGUGGGCACAGACACGGGCGGCAGCAUACGAAGUCCUGCAGGCGUCAGUGGCGUCUUUGGAAACAGAGCCUCACAUGGUCUUGUCAGCUUAGACCAUGUCAUGCCCCUCUCCGAGCCCUUGGAUACCGUCGGUUUCCUUGUUCGGGAUCCCGCACUAUGGGAGAAGCUGCAGACCGUCAUGUACGGGUCCAAUUACACCUCCUUGGCCAGCUUGCAGCCAAAGUACCCUGUCAACAUCAUGACAGUGGCGUACCCAGACUCCAGCACCGAGGCAGGCAGGCUUCUCAACAAUUUUGCAGUGACGCUGGCCAAGUUCCUAGGCGGCAAUGUGAGUACUUUGGAUGUAGCCAGUGCCUGGACCAGAAGCAAGACGGACCCCUUUGCCAAUCUCAACUUUACCGAGUCGUUCAACAUCACCUACCCAGUACUUACAGGCAAGGGCCAAAACAACUUAACCAAUCAGUUCUUCGCCGACUACGCAAGUCUUCAUGAUGGCCGUCGACCAUUCGUCAACCCAUCCCCACUCGCGCGCUGGGCAUGGGCUGCCAACUACUCGUGGGAUGAAGCAUUGCAUAACAAGACCAUGUUUGCAGACUGGUUCAUGGUCAAAUUCUGCCUCCAGCCAGCGACCCCCUUCAAUGCUCCUCUUCCCUCAUCCUAUAUCCCGGCAAGACAGGCACACAGUCUCCGAGAAACCGGAGAAGUGUCGAAGUUCAGUAAUUUGACUAAUCAUGAUGAAAAGCUGCCUGUUGCAGUGGGUAUUCUAGCUGCAAAGGGCUGUGACGGACUACUCGCUCGGCUGGCGAUGGAUCUGGUGGAUGAAGGUAUCCUGAAGAUUCCGCAAGUUGGUAGCAGCAUAAGUGGUGGACCAAUUCUUUUUUAG